This is a messenger RNA of Asparagus officinalis (garden asparagus), 930 nucleotides long. RefSeq lists its product as uncharacterized. The transcript has 7 exons. The coding region runs from base 82 to 669 and encodes 195 amino acids. The record is from RefSeq and is a predicted model, not a curated record. NCBI's taxonomy places the organism in Eukaryota, Viridiplantae, Streptophyta, Magnoliopsida, Asparagales, Asparagaceae.
AAGCACAUUAUUAAAAAGAAAAAAUAAAUAAAUAAAUAAGAGGGAAUAUUAAGGGGGAAAAAAGAAAAGAAAAGAAAAAUAAUGGCUCUAUUUUGUCCUCAAUCGAUCUCUCAGUUCUCAAACCCCCUCAUCAGCAAUCGCUCGAGACCCUCGACUCGAAUCCGAGCUUCAUCGGAUGUCCCCGUCCCAGAUUACCUCUCCUCUGAUUGGCUUGAAUCUCGCAGGAGAAAACCCUUUGGUCCGAGGCUAGAUUUUAGUGCAGAAGAAGCAGUGCAAUGCCAGCUUGAUGCUCUGAAGUACAAUGAUCAACCUCGUCAGGACUAUGGAGUAGAGGUCCUGUACCGGUUUGCAGGAUUUGAUCCUUUUGAGAGGUCGCCAUAUUUUGGGCCUUCCUUUGAUCUAGGACAGUUUGAGCGUUUUAGAAGGAUUUUUCACCAUUCAAAUUAUCGGGUUCUGCUUUGUCACAAAGAGAGAAAGGUCCUAAGCAGUUUGUGGGUGAAAGAGAAUCGAUUUAAACAAAGAGUUUGGGUACAAGGGUCUCGACCUGAGGAAGAAGAGAUUUUCCAGUUCUCAAUGGUUCAGAGAGUUGGUGGUUCUUGGGAUGGAUAUUGGCUAACAGAGAGCCUACUUCAUGAUGGGGAUGUGUUUUCUGGAGGUCUUGCGUACUGAUAACUUGUGAAACUUCAUAAUAGUCCAGCGUGCUUUUGUACUUCUUUGUAUAUAUAAUAAUUUCAUUCCCCUGAGGAAUAAAUGUCACUAAAGCACACUGUAAAUAGUACUUUUAUGUAUAUUGUGAUGUGCCUUUUCAACUGCAAGAUUCUGCAUAAUUGUAUAGCAAUAAGCUAGUGGCUGUAAACACUUUUGCUCUUUUCUUAAGACUGUUAUUCUUCAAGAUGGUGUCUGAGUAAUAAAGAGUUUUGCAGUUCUCUC